AUGUGGCUUUGGAAGCUGAAGAUGUUCCUGAACAUUGGCUGGGAGAAGAUUCUCGUGUAUAACACUAGGACCAUGCACACAUUUAUAAACAAGGUGAUCUUGGAGUCGAUGAAGAAGAAGGCGGAGCAUGCUGCUAGAGGAGAGAAGAUGGUCACUUGUGACUUGGUCACGUUGUUCAUGGAGAAGAGGCUAAUGCAAACAGAAGACAUGCAGAUUGUGAACAGCGACAUUACCAUUAUGCGUGAUAUGGUAAUGACCUUUGUGUUCGCCGGCAAGGACUCGACAGCACACAGUAUGGGCUGGUUUAUUGUCAAUAUGAAUCGAUACCCAGAAGUGUUGCGCAAGAUUCGUAAAGAGAUGAACGAAAAGCUGCCCGGUCUUUUGUCAGGCAAGAUUAAGGAAAAUAUUCGUCUGCACCCAUCCACGGGUUUCAUCGUGCGUGAGGCUAUGCAAAACACGACGUUGGUCGACGGCACAUUUGAUGAGAAGGGCCAAACUUUGAUGGUAUCAUCUUACUGUAACGCGCGUAACAAACAAACAUGGGACGAAGAUACGCUCGAUUUCAAACCCGAGCGUAUGAUGGACGAAAUUACGGGAAACUUACGGGUAUUUUCUCCGUACAUUUUUAGUGGCUUUGGAUCAGGUCAGCACGUGUGCAUCGGUCAGAAGUUUGCAAUGAUGCAGAUUAAAUUGGCUAUGGCUACGCUCUUCAGCAAGUUCGACAUUAAAACGGUAGAAGAAGAUCCAUGGAAGUUCACGUAUGAGUUCUCACUCACUAUUCCGGUGAAGGGCCCGUUGAAUGUAAAAGUCACGCCUCUAACAAUCAGCAGCUUAAAGAGCCAAGAAGAGCAAGCCCUUGAUGAUUAA
Molecule: messenger RNA, 867 nt
Organism: Peronospora farinosa
Lineage: Eukaryota; Oomycota; Peronosporomycetes; Peronosporales; Peronosporaceae
Source: the annotation of a GenBank genome assembly